CGCCGUGCCCGGCGAUGAGCGGCUGAAGUAGCCCCGGCGGCAGCAGGCGGCGACGGGAUCUCCGUGCCUCGCCUCGGCUCCCCGGGACGCGGAGAGUGGGGCUGAGCCGCCGCGGAGCUUCCCACGCCCUUCCCCGUGCCGGCGCCAGCGAGGGGGCGGUGAUGGCGGAGCGGCCGCCGCCGGGCCCCCCGGUGAUUUUUUGCCAGGACUCCCCGAAGCGCGUCCUGGUGUCUGUUAUCAAAACCACCCCGAUCAAGCCGUCCUCCGGCGGGGGCGGCGAGGAGCCGCCGCCCGCCCCGCCCGUCCCCACCAGCCCCGGCUUCAGCGACUUCAUGGUGUACCCCUGGCGCUGGGGCGAGAACGCGCACAACGUCACCCUCAGCCCCGGCGGCCCCGCCGCCGCCCUCGCCGCCUCGCCCGCCCCGCCGGCCCGGGGCGGCGCCGCCGGAGCCUCCGGCGGGGAGGACGAGGAGGCGGCCAGCCCGGACAGCAGCAGCAGCAGCGGCGGCCACCUGAAGGAUGGAAUAAGGCGUGGCCGACCAAGAGCAGACACGGUUCGUGACCUAAUAAAUGAAGGAGAGCAUUCCUCUAGCAGAAUACGUUGUAAUAUCUGCAACAGGGUGUUUCCACGAGAGAAGUCACUGCAGGCACACAAACGAACCCAUACUGGUGAAAGGCCUUAUUUGUGUGACUACCCAGAUUGCGGGAAAGCCUUUGUUCAGAGUGGGCAGCUUAAAACUCACCAGCGUCUUCACACAGGGGAAAAGCCUUUCGUCUGCUCAGAGAAUGGCUGUUUAAGCAGAUUCACACAUGCAAACCGUCAUUGCCCCAAGCAUCCCUAUGCCCGGCUGAGGAGGGAAGAACUCACAGACAGACUCAGUAAAAAACAGACGGCUGAUAACAAAGCUGUGGCUGAGUGGCUAGCAAAAUACUGGGAGACUAGAGAACAGCGUGCUCCUGCUUUGAAAAGUAAAGCAAUGCAGAAGACAGAUCAGGAACAGCAGGACCCAAUGGAAUAUCUUCAGUCUGAUGAAGAGGAUGAUGAAGAUAAAAACAGCGCUCAUUCAGCUGCUCACCAUCGCCGCCUCCAGGAACAGCGUGAACGCAUGCAUGGCGCAUUGGCUCUCAUUGAGCUUGCAAACCUUGCUGUGGCACCGCUGCGACAGUAGUAUAGGAACAGAGUCUGCCUAUACAAAAUGUACUUCCUGGUGGUACUUAACCAGUUAGAUCCUGGGCAUAAGCUAAGCACCUUAUUUGCUUCUCAUAGGCUGCUAUUCUGUAGAAUUUAUGAAGAAUGUUGUUGCCUCGUAACAUGAGGUGAGAGAAUUGCACUUUUUGUAAGGUAUAAGACAGAUGUAAAGUUUUUAAGUAUUUUGUAAAUAUGGGACUGCAUAAUGCAGGGUGGACAAAUUAAUGUUGUGGGAAGCUAGAUUUUGCAAGGUUAACUCAUUUAUUUGUAGCAGUUUACACAGGAAGGACUUUCUGAACAGAGUGUUUGUGAUUAGUAGAAUGGUACGUGUAGCCAAAGAAGGCUGACAAAAGGAAAAGUAUUUAUCUGACUAUUUAAGCAAAAUUAUUUUAAAUGGUAGGUCUGAAAAUACUAUAAGCAGCAAUGGAACCAUCUUUUCUAGUGUCAGUAUUUUUUACUUAGUAUCACUAAGGCAGAAGGGAAAGCUUAGAUAUCUCAACUUGUAGAGGGGAAGAAACUGCUUUGUGCAGGAAACUGUAAGAUAGUUCAGGAUCUUCACUGUGACUGCUCAAGGUAUGAGACUUGACUUUGCUAUUUUAUGUUUUUUGAUUUGAUCUCAGCAGAAUCUCUUGGUUUGAGUAGCACUUGUUACUCCUAACAUAAGAUGUUAGGAACCUUUGCACAUUGUUGGGUUUAUCUGAAAAUGAUUAGUCUUGCAAAGUCUAGACAAAGGUAAACAAUUGGUAAUAUUUUUUUUCAGAUAUUUUUGGACCCUGUAAUGAUUUGGCACUUGUUUUUGUUAAUAAAGUGGGUAUUUACAGGGUGGUAUUGAUUUGUAGUAAACUAUUUUAGAUCUCUUAUUAGCAAACACUAAGUUUUAAAGUACUGCUUUUGUAUGUUUAUUAGCAAAUAGAAGCCUCCAUACUUCCCGUGCAUAAAGCCACCUUAUUGCUUUACGUCAGGAUAACAUGCCAAUUUUGUGUUCACUAACUGUAGCACAGCUUUCAAUUAAACACUGCAGAAAAGUAUUCACUAUACAACUAGAAAAUAGGCUUCCAAAAGUGUGUUAGCUAUGUGAUUUCAUAUAUUUCCCAAAUAAAUGAAGUUGCAGAACACUGCCUAGUACUUUCAGAUGCAGAUGGAAAAUGUUUAGCAGAACAUUUUGUCACCUCAUGAGUAUUAUCUAGUUUCCAAUACCGUUGGCUCACAUGAUUUCCAUUGUCUCAUAUGAUUUUUUUUGUAUACUUUGCUUGGAAAGCAACCAGAGAUUCCUAAUAUGCUAACAAAAUUUUGUUUUCAAAUUGGACAUACUUUUUUUUUUUUUCCCCAGCUUAGCUACUGCUUUAGGGAUGUUAAUUUAUACUUACUGACCUGCUUGCUCUUAACUCCUGCUUCUCAUUGAAGGUCAGGAAAUUCAGAUGAGAUCAAGCUUUCCCUUUUGCUUGAUCAAGAGGAAGAAUUGUUCAAUUACUUGUUAUAGACUGGCUAGAUGCAUACAGCUGUUUAAGAGAGAUACUGUAAUUUUACAGCAGAAACUGCAACUGUUGGAUUGUGUUCUCUGAUAAUUGAUACCUGCUGUGGUAGAGAAAUUGUAUUAACCUCGUUUGUUUAAAAUCAUGUAUUGAUGCACUUAACUAGAGAAUAAUCAGAUUUUUUUUUAAAAAAAUCACCUUCAUUGAAUGUAAUUAGUUUUUGCACCAUGAUAUGGUUUAAUUUCUAUUUUCAGUUCCUAAACUUAGUUGACCUCAGGUUUAUUUGUUUCUCUUUCAAGUUUCUUGGGCUUAAGGAAACAAAACACUUUGUAAUCCUUCAGGGCUUCUUAGCCUACAUAAAACUGCCUCACAGUUAAUGUGUGUCAGUUCAGAACUUUAAAACAAAUUGAAUCCUUUUGACCAUUCAGUUGGCUGCGUGCAAAUAAUCUGAUCCUAAAAUAAAUCCUGGGUGUUGAUCUGUUGUACUUGUGAAUCUUGAAAACUGCUUCUGAGUAGUAUUUCACAGGGCACAAGACUUGUAAUCACCAGCCAGUUGCAGGCUGAAGUCAAGGCUUAUUUCAAUAAUUUGAUCUUCCUAAUCAGCUGUAAUGCUUUGGGCAACUUGCAGAAUAUUCAUCUGGUAUGACAAGUACACUGAAUUUUACUUAGCUGUAGACAAAAUUCAGACAGCUCAAGCAGUUUUGCUUUGUGACAUGUAGGGUGUAAAAUAUCAAGUUAAAAAACUGAGGUGUGGAAGACUGCUUUUUGUUUUAUUAAAAAGUGAUUACAUAUAAGAUACACUGAAGUGUUCUGUGCUUCAUAAGAUUAAGUUGUAGCUUGCCGUGACUUAACAACAGAAGAGUAAAUAUGCUGUCAUUUUAAUAGGCGCUUUGAA
Molecule: messenger RNA, 3556 nt
Organism: Rhea pennata
Lineage: Eukaryota; Metazoa; Chordata; Aves; Rheiformes; Rheidae
Gene: ZNF367
Product: zinc finger protein 367
Exons: 5
Coding region: 162-1169 (335 amino acids)
Biological process (GO): regulation of transcription by RNA polymerase II
Cellular component (GO): chromatin; PcG protein complex; transcription regulator complex
Molecular function (GO): RNA polymerase II cis-regulatory region sequence-specific DNA binding; DNA-binding transcription factor activity, RNA polymerase II-specific
Source: RefSeq, a predicted model, not a curated record